Molecule: messenger RNA, 1296 nt
Organism: Fonsecaea nubica
Lineage: Eukaryota; Fungi; Ascomycota; Eurotiomycetes; Chaetothyriales; Herpotrichiellaceae
Exons: 2
Coding region: 1-1296 (431 amino acids)
Source: RefSeq, a predicted model, not a curated record
AUGACCAACUCCGAGAGCGAUAGACUAGUCGGGUCUCCAUAUCCGCCGCCGUCACGUCCACCCACCUCACCGCCUAUCCACAUCAAGCACCCCUACCAUGACCAUCCUAUGUUCACCUUCCCUCGUCUGGAUGAAGGCGGCGUUCAUCAUGCCACGGCCUGGGCGGCGUGCUCUGUUAUCGAUGACAAUCGUUGGACCGGUUAUCUCUCACUGGAUAAGGAGGGUGAACAUCGUAUUCUACAUGCACAAAAGAUUCUGAGAGCGCCACAAUAUUACUAUCAGACAUCACCACAGAAGAGGGGUUCGAACUACGCUGUUAUCCCAACGUUUAGCGAGUGGGCCUUUCCAACCAAGGGUCCCCCCCACUGGUGGAAUGAAACUGUGGCUUCCAAUCAAUCAUCAGCACAAGAUGAUGACAGCCUUUGCCGUGCCACUCAAUGCGAGGACGACAUGGAAGAUACACAUCUGAUUCCAAUGGCCGAGAGGAGGUGGUUCAGCAAGUACAUGUGGACGUAUUCUGCCACAAAGAUUCGAGACAAGAUGCAAGAUCCAGACAAUAGUGUGCGGUUGGGUGGGGACUUGCGGGCCGCGCUUGAUGCGAAGAUGUUCACCGUUGUGCCCAUGAAAAGCCGCUGGGUGGGCUACUGCAUGAACGCCGAUCCUGAUUCUGAGCUUACUCGCCUUCACCACGGAGUGGAAUUACCUCGAAUGCGUGACCUGGGCUUCCAUACCCACUUCCUCUACGCACGUUUCGCGUACACAGUUUUCGAGCAUUUUCGAGCAUUCUUACGAUCUGAUUCCUCCAAAUUAUUGUACCUGCGCAUCGACCAAAACGCGACACUGCAGUAUUAUUGUGAUCCGGAAGGUUGCGGGGAGCGCGCCGAGGGGACAGCAGUGCAGGUCGCAUCUCCAGAACCGGUCGGAUCUCCCAUUCUCGGCCUUAGGCGACGAGAUCCUAAUAAUCCCAACGACGCCGUACUUGACGACGAUGAAAUGUGGUUUCAUGAAUAUCUCGAACUAAAGAGGGGUCGGGCAGCUGAAAAAAGUAGCAUCGAGGAUAAGAAGAGCAAAAUAGAGGAUGAGGAACCCGAGUAUGAGGAGAUCAAAUUUGAGGACGCAGAAACUGAGUACGAGGAGAUCAAGUAUGAGGAUGAGGAUAAGGACGAGGAUGAGUACGAAGAAAUCAAUGAUGAGGAAAUCAGGGACGCCCAGGUUUAUGAGGAGACCAGCUCAAUCAUCGCUGGGAUCAGCCGCAGACUUGGCCUUAAACAAGCUGCUGAGCUGAGCUGUUGGUGA